AUGGAGCUACGAUUUCGACGAGCUCAGCAGAAGGAAGAUGAGUUUGCUUCAGUGAUGCUAAAUGCAGGUGAUACAAUUGAUGACUCCAUGGCCAUGUUUGAUGCUCUAAAUCUUUCUGGUGGAAGAAAGAAGGCACUGAUGUCUUUAGGUCUUGGUAACUUCUUGUUGUCUUUUAGACCUGAAAUUCCAGAUGGCUUAAUGACUUCCAAGAAUUCACUUUCAGUGGAAUGGUCAGAUGAUCUUAAAGGUGGAAAGGCAGUUCGUCUCUCUGGAAUUUUUGAUAGAUUAAGCUACAGAGUGCGGAAUGCUUUGUUUACAGAGUCGGUGAAAUGUUCCUUCAGCACUGCACAGUGUACCCUUAAAUCUGAAGGAGCCAGAAUUUCUGACAUGCAUUUUCUGGUUCAAAGUAUUGGGAGAAAUGUUCCUGUUGUACAACCUAAUCGGUCUACAGAUGUCCUCGAAAAUAACAAAUCACCAGUUGCAUUUCAAGAGCAAAAGGAUAUUUAUCUUCUUCCUACAGUACGCGUAUCCAAUUUGUUGCACACGGAGGUACAUGUAUUUUUAAGUGAAUCAGAUCGAUGUUACACUGUUGGGUCUGACAACGACAGGAAUCAAUCAACCAUAUCAUGUGGUUCAAUGGUCGAAUUUUAUGCCAAUCCUUCCAUAAUUUACUUUACUGUUACUUUGACUGCUUAUAAUUCAAGCUGCAGACCAGUGAACAGCAGUGACUGGAUCAAGAAGUUACAGAAGCAGAAAAGUGAUGUCCCUUGUUUGGACAUUGAUCUGGAUUUUGGUGGGGGAAAGUAUUUUGCUUCCUUAAGAUUGUCUCGAGGGAACAGGGGAACAUUAGAGGUUGUUAUGCAAUGGCUGUCAGUUUCUACUAUAUUCGUGAUGUACAUCUAG
This is a messenger RNA of Prunus armeniaca (apricot), 903 nucleotides long. Lineage: Eukaryota; Viridiplantae; Streptophyta; Magnoliopsida; Rosales; Rosaceae. The record is from the annotation of a GenBank genome assembly.